AUGAUUGAUGUUAAUAUAGACAUCUCAUAUAUAAGAAAUGCAUCACUUAUUCCGACUAGUGAUGUUUUCACGAUUCAUAUCAAUAAUCAUCAAGUUGAAACAUCUCCAAUUGUUGCAAGAAUAUUCAGUCCAAAAAUAAACUCGAUUUUGCUUGCAGAUUCAACAUCAGUUUCAUACUCAUGCAAUAUACAAAUCGAUGAUGAAAACACAAUGAACCUAUUUCAAGGUUUUCUGAAAAAUGGAAUUAUUAAAGAACAAUGUAGUUUAAAUACAAUCAAAGAUUUAUAUUUCAUAGGAUUAGAAUUCCAAAAUAAUGAACUAAUUGCUCCUUUCUCAAGUUAUUUAAACGAAAAUUGCAUUUCAUUUGAAAACAUCGACAUUUAUUAUGAUUAUGCUCUUAGAACACAUAACACUGAAAAACUCAAAUCCUUUUUCAUCAAUAGAUUUAAUGAAUUUCAAGGAAAAGUAGAAAAUUUAAUCAAAUAUUUUGACACACUUGGAAAUGACCUCAUUGAAGAAGUAUUCUCAGAAUCACAGAGUUUCAAUCAAGACAUACUUUUAGAAGUCAUUCUUGGCUUGGUUGCAAAAUCUAAUAAUAUGUAA
Trichomonas vaginalis G3 is the source of this 603-nucleotide messenger RNA. RefSeq names its product protein ubiquitination. The coding region runs from base 1 to 603 and encodes 200 amino acids. Lineage: Eukaryota; Parabasalia; Trichomonadida; Trichomonadidae. The transcript has a single exon. The record is from RefSeq and is a predicted model, not a curated record.